Molecule: messenger RNA, 1881 nt
Organism: Haplochromis burtoni (Burton's mouthbrooder)
Lineage: Eukaryota; Metazoa; Chordata; Actinopteri; Cichliformes; Cichlidae
Gene: skap1
Product: src kinase associated phosphoprotein 1
Exons: 15
Coding region: 242-1330 (362 amino acids)
Cellular component (GO): plasma membrane; cytoplasm
Molecular function (GO): protein binding
Source: RefSeq, a predicted model, not a curated record
ACGCACUUGAAAGCCGCACGCAGGGAGAAGACUUACAUAAAGAUCGCUAUCUAAAAUCACAUUUAAAAUAGCUUCCCACCUUUAUUUCCACGUUAACUGGCAGAGCUUCUUUGCUCUCAGCUGAGAAACCAGAAUGCAGAGGAAGUUGUCAUUUGUGCACCUGCUCCUCCCCGUUUUGUGCAAAUGUUGAUGCAUGCACGGAAGUUUCAUUGCAAAAGGCCACAGGUGGUGAACCAAAGGGAUGGGGACAAAUGUGGACGACUUCACGAGGCUUCUGUAUGACUGCGAGCUGUUUGUGACAGAGAUUCUGCAUGGUGAGAACCUGAGUGAAUCUGCAGAAGAGACACGAGAGGUUCUGCUGAAUAACUUCAGGGUCGUCCAUUCAAGAAACCCUGAGGAGUUUCCUAUAAGAUCGGAUUUAAGGGAAGAUGAAGGCUCUGAUGACAACCGCAGUUCCAGCCUGGGUCGCUCGGCCCCUUCAGACGACGCCUCAGUAGUGUCUGACUACCAGGAAGAUGGAGUGGCUGACUACGAUGAGGAUAUCCUUCCAGUGGCAGCCUAUGAGCUCACCAACAUCCUGAAGCAAGGUUACUUGGAAAAGAAACGAAAAGACCACAGCUUCUUUGGACCAGAGUGGCAGAAGAGAUGGUGCAUCCUGAACAAUUCGAUAUUCUACUACUUUGGGAGUGAAAAAGAUAAACAGCAGAAGGGUUCAUUUUAUAUCAAUGACUACACUGUACAGAUGGUGACCAACCUGAGAAAAGACUCCAAAAGAAAAGCCUGUUUUGAGCUCAGUGCUCCCGGAAAACGGCCCUUCCAGUUCACUGCCAGCAGCCCUCAAGAGGCCAGAGAAUGGGUGGACCAAAUCAAUUUUGUACUUAGAGAUCUCAGCUCCAACUUCAUCCCCGUCGAUGACGAGGAGGAGGACGAGGAUACCUACGAUGACAUCGAGGGGGUGGCCAACGAAACCCCGACUCGGCCGACCCUGGCCUCCCGGGGAGGAGGAGUAGGCAGAGGACAGGAGAUAGAGGAGGAGGAUGACGAGGAAGAAGAUAUCUACGAGGAGCUGCCAGACGAAGAACUUGGAAAUCCAGGUGAUGAGAGCGACGAGAAGAGCAGCAAACAAGUUUGGUCCUCAGAUUAUUCCAACUACUACCAGGGUUUGUGGGAUUGCCAGGGCGACGAGUCAGACGAACUGACCUUCGAGAGAGGAGAUCUCAUCUACAUCAUCAGCAAGGAGUACAACAUUCACGGGUGGUGGGUCGGCGAGCUAAACGGCACCGUGGGCAUCGUCCCCAAAGACUUCCUGCAGCCUGCCUACAUCCUCUGAGCUCCAACAGGUACCGAGCGCUGCGGCUGCCGGCACGUCCUGCCAUGAAUUACUCUUGACACAUCUGUCAGAUAAGCGUUUGGCAUUUCAAAAUUAUUCCCCUUUUAUACCAAUGUAAAUUAUUAUAUUAUCACCUAAACCUGCUGCAGCUGUACUUACUCUUGUACACUAUAAGCCAUUUAUAAAAGCCUGUUUAAAGAAGAAAAAAAAUCAAAGUGCACACUAGAGCUGGAGUAAUUAGUCUGUUAAUCAGUUUUGAUAAGUGAUCAAUCGUCCUAAAUGUGAGACUUCUCAUUUUCUUUAUAAGUCUCAACCACUGUGUAGAAAAUUCAGAGAAGUGCCAAACUAAACAGUGAAUGUGUUAAUUCAAAUAAAAUGACAGACAUCAAUAAUUAAAACCACCAUUAGCUGCACUUUUGAGUGAUUAAGAAUGUUGCAUGCAUGCAUUUAUGAAUCCACUGGAUAAAUCUGAAAACAGGACGUUGAUUGUUAGUUUAUAAAUAAUUUCCUCAUAACUGACAUAAGAAACAGUAAUGUAAAGUAUUUUAAUG